Micropterus dolomieu (smallmouth bass) is the source of this 3284-nucleotide messenger RNA. RefSeq names its product human immunodeficiency virus type I enhancer-binding protein 2 homolog. Gene Ontology annotation, cellular component: nucleus. Bases 51 to 1139 code for a protein of 362 amino acids. NCBI's taxonomy places the organism in Eukaryota, Metazoa, Chordata, Actinopteri, Centrarchiformes, Centrarchidae. Gene Ontology annotation, molecular function: RNA polymerase II cis-regulatory region sequence-specific DNA binding; DNA-binding transcription factor activity, RNA polymerase II-specific. The transcript has 2 exons. Gene Ontology annotation, biological process: regulation of transcription by RNA polymerase II. The record is from RefSeq and is a predicted model, not a curated record.
UGGUGAUCACAGCCAAACAUCAAUUCUCUGACGCGGAGGACUCUGACGGCAUGGAUGAAGAAGUUGAUGACAUCGAUGAAGAUGACGACGAGGACGAUGAAUAUGAGGGUGACUCAACGCCAAAGCUGCGUUCAAGAAGCACGAGUCCUCAGCCGUGUGGAGUUACCUCUUUGUCAGUCACAGCCACCGCCUCUGUCCACGGCUAUUCCCUCACCUCUCGGGGGACGGGCUUGGACCAUAGACCUGUCCUCACAACAGACCAGAGGGAAAAGUCAGUUGAUGAAGACUCUCUGACUAUGCUGUCUCCAGACCAGGCCAGCUUCCUGUUUGACCCCUACUCUUCUUGUCUGCUCUCUCCUGGUUGGGAGUCUCCCAUCAGGGAGCCCUCCCCUUCACGUCUGCGUUACCCGUCCCCGAGGCGAGAACUCUCCCCGCGAGGUCGCUCCUCUCCCAGAUGGGAUACCUCCCCGCUGAGACCUGGUUCGCCCGGCUUCACACCCAUUCAGCACCUCUCCCCAGUCUCAGUUGAACGACCCAUGUCUCCUGGUACAGAGCUGUCUGGAAAGCGAGAAUCGUCAGUCAGAGGCAGACAGAGAGUUGUGCUGAGGGCGGUUUCACCACGCAGAGGUUCGCAUCAACACAAAGGCAGCAGUGAUAAAACCAGACACCAGGCAAAGAUGGACAUGGCUCAACAACAAGGAGCCUUUGGAAUGGAAAUGGAUCAAAGGAGCAGCUUGGCUUCCACUCUGCCCGGUGCUGCCAGUUCUCAUCACCAGAACAUCCUCAGCCACCUCCCUCUUCACUCCCAGCAGCAGACCCACAGUUUGCUCCCCGUUGUUCCUGUCGGAGGCCUCCAGAUGUUAUACUCUCCGCCUUCCUCCAGCACUGAUGUCACCUUUUCCUCAGCGCCAAGCCCCCAGAGCAGUGAGGGCCAGCAUUGCAGCAGCAGGGAGGGAUCUGUCCACGGGCUCGAGACAGAAGGAGAGGACAUCAGAGGCCAGAACCAGCUGUCCUCCCAUCACACCGCUCAGGAGAAAAGCCUCGACCCCGGAGUCACGGAAAGUAGACAGGAGGAGUACGUCCAGACCUGCUUGAAAGCCAUCGCCUCAUUGAAGAUUACUACAGAGGACCCUCAUUGAAAACCGCAUUUUCUGUCUCCUUGAUUUGAUUCAGGAACGAUUGCCUCCUUGCCACACCUGCAACUUUGUUGUCCAUAGCCCUUUAGGCACAUAACCUCCUCUUUAUCCCAUUAGAGGCAAUAUAACAACACUUCCUCUGGUCUUGCACAUACUCUAGACAACUCCUUUUAAAAUCUGAGUGUAGAUCAAACCUUCAGAGUGAAGAAGAAACACACCCUGUCUAAUGUGCUCUUCUCUUCAGAGACCUGAGAGAUCUGAAAUGAUUGGAUGAGCCGCAGGAAAUCUUGCAAGGUGGAGAAUCAUUAUUGGGUGCAGGUGCAAUAUGGAAAGAUAUUAUGCUAAUAUGCCUUUGUUUGACAUAGUAGUUUGCGUACAAUUGCACAUAAAUUAUAUUUAUGGAUUCUGUACAAAUGUCCUUAACAUAUACUCCUUCUUAGAUGCAUACAAACAGUGUAUUUUACUGUAUGUGUACUUUGAAAAUAGACUGUUGUUUAAUGUAAUCAUAUCAAGGUGUGAUGCAGUAGUGCAGUAAAUAAAGACUAUUUAUAAGGGGAAAAGUGUGUGUAUUAUGAAACAGUCUGACCAAAUUUUAAGUAGACGCUUCUUGUGCAGUUUGGUGCUUCUGAUCAAGCGGCAAGGGUCUGUGCCUUUAUUUUGCUUUUCAUCAUUUUGUUUUCUGAAGGUUGUUAAUUAAGGAAAAAUGUCGAGGUACUCUUUAUUCAGAAGUGUCAGCGCUGUCAGAGAGUUCGUUCAAAGGAAAGCUUUUUCUUCUGUUUUUCCCGUCAGUUCCUCUGACAGACGGAUGCAGCUUGAUUUAUGUGAAACAAUCUUAAAAAAUGUUUCUUAUGUUGCAUUUUUCUUAAUGUUGUGGUUUGUAUCUUGGUAAAAAUGCAUGGGAUUUGCUAUUGCACAAAAAUAGAGGAAGUUAAUAUGUAAUUAUGAAUACUGUAAGAUGUAUUUAUAUAUUAGAACUUGAGCACUUAUUGAUACUGGUAAAUAUUUGACUACUAUUUAUAUGGUAUAUCUGUACUUAUGCAGCAGUGAUGCAGUUAUGCAGUGAGCCACGCUGGCAUUGCUUUUAAUCUCAUGUCUUUGCUAUGAUUAAACAGUAUUUUUUCUCUCUCUUAUACAGAUGACCAUAAGCAUUUUAUGAGUUUUGACGAUGCACUUUCAUCCUUAACUGACUUGGUCAGUGAAAAUGGGGGAGUAAAACAUGUUAUGUUCUGUUGUGGUUUUGAAACAUUCCAGUCGUAUUUUCACGUUGCUCAUUUUGUGAAACAUGUUGCACACAGAUUCAAGGGGCUAUGAUGAUCAGUCAAUAGUGUGUUUUAUUGCAUUUCAAGUAUAACUGGAUAAAUCAAUAUCACUUACUGUAAGUAAUACUAAAGUAAUGAUUAACAUCGUGAGUUGGUUGACUAUUACUGUGCUUCAGCUCAAAAUGUAAGUAAUCACUCACCAAAUGCAUUACUUCUUCUGUAUAUAUACGUGUAUUUUUAUGAUUUAAACUAUUUUUGCAGUGUUGAAUUCUGAAAACUUUUUAUGCGGAUUGUUUGCAUCUCUUUAAGAGGUAAAAUAUCUGCAGUUGACGUAACGGAAGUUUAAUGAGAGUGAAUAGCACAGUGUUGAUUGCUAACACCGUGUGUCUCAUCUUUAAAAAAGAAAAGUGUAUUCAUAUCUUGAAGUGGUUAUGUUACCAGUUUGAGAAUGGAUUUCAAAAUCAGAAAACACUUUGUUCACUCAUGUUUACAUAAAAGAAUUUUUAAAGGUGCACUGCUUUAAGUUUCCCUUUCUGAAGAUGUAUGUAGCUUUGAUUUCAUGGUUAUGUCAUUUUAUUUGUCGUGGUAACGGUGCAAAAUGCUCAUAACAUGUGAAGGGAAAGUGAAGCCUUCUAUUUGCUUUUGCAUAGAGUAUGUAUUCAGAUUGUGUUUGUGUUUUGUUUUUAUUGUGUAUUCAUAUUUACUGAACUGCAUUGUGCCUCUCAUGUCUAUGAAAUUCCCUGUAAAACACACAGAGGACAAAUCAUUUUACCUCUCAGCUAAGAUUUUUUGAGGAAAAAACCUCAGUAGCCAAUCCGUUGUUAAGCUAUUUGCAUCAAAACUGGUUAGUCAGGACGGAGUGCCUCUUUUAUGCUAUGGGGACUUUAUU